This is a messenger RNA of Megalobrama amblycephala (Wuchang bream), 2389 nucleotides long. Its product is annotated as trichohyalin-like. Lineage: Eukaryota; Metazoa; Chordata; Actinopteri; Cypriniformes; Xenocyprididae. Gene Ontology annotation, molecular function: GTP binding. The coding region runs from base 599 to 2032 and encodes 477 amino acids. The transcript has 4 exons. The record is from RefSeq and is a predicted model, not a curated record.
UGCAUGGAUGCGCAGGGAGUUCUUGCCCAGAACAGAACCAUACCGCCAAUACAAACUCUAUGCAUUAUCUAUCAUAUUUGACGAUAGUGGUCCUGACAGAAAUAGAAUAUCACUGAGCAAUUUAUGUUGUAUUUCAUAUUUUUUGACAAAACAAAGGGGCAGAAUUAUUUUGAUGAAUGAAUAAUGAACACAGAUUUGAAUACUUGAUUCUGAUUGGCUGGAAAGUGUGCGUUCAAACUGUUUAAUGCACAGGUAGUUCCAGUCAAUUUAAUCACCAUUCUAUAUUAAUGCACUGCGUUCAUUGAAACACACUUACAAAGAUUAUAAGCUGCACACACACAAACUGUAAUGCUAGGUUAACUCAAAAAAUGAGGGUGGAUCCACACGCAAAGAGUUUAAUAAUAAAAUAAACAUAAUAAAACCAAAACAGAAACCAUGAAACAGAAUGAGCAGCACCAAACAUACAUCCAUGUAGGACUAGACUUGACAAGAAACACAAGAAACACUGGGGUUUAAAUACUAGACUGGUAAUAGACAAACAAGACACCUGGGAAAGAUCGAAGAGCUAAUCAAAUAGAAACUAUGAAGGACUUCAAAAAUGGCACACAGGGCAGCCAACAGCAACAGAAAUGAUGACACCUUCAAAUCUACAUCUGAAUCCACUGGUUACACUAAAGACCUUCGAUUUAUUUUACUGGGAGGUGAUGAAGACCUUAUGGACCGCACAUGUGACAUCAUUCUCAGGAAAAGAGCUGAAAGAGCUGAGUCUGAUUCACGGCACAGAAAAGGUCAUGUGUGUGGCAGAAAGAUCUCUGUGGUGAAAACGCCUUCCACCUGGAUGAGUGACGUGACAUCAUGCUGUUGCUUUUCCUCAAGAGUCAAAUCUAUCGAGGAUCAAAUGCCAGAUUAUGCAUCUCUGGUCUUUCCUGGACCUCAUGCCUUUCUUUUAGUUACUGACAAUAGGGAAUUGACUGGGAGGGAACAAUACCUUUUAAAAGCAAUCGCUAAAUUGUUUAGCAAAGAAGCCUUAGAUUAUGCUAUGUUAUUGAUCAUUGGGAGAAAUGAACCAAAAGGGAUCAGUAGUGUCAGCAAGUAUGUGAGAAGGGUUUAUACAUUGGAGGACAAUGAACAAAGUGUUCAGAGUCUGUUUGUAGAAAUUGAAAGAAUGACACAAAACAAGGAGUCCACAUUCUUUAUUCAGCCAUCAUAUGAAAACCUCAUGAAAAAAGCAUUUUUAUCAUGGGAACAGGAAACACAAAAACUCCAUGCACAAGAGGUGACUGCACUGAAAGAAAGAUUGAGACGUACUGAAAGUGAUUUAAAGAAAGAAAUGGAAACUUUGAGGCAGUUGAUGCUUGACACUGUGAUACAGUUAAAGAAAGACAAAUACAGUCAGGAGCAAAACCAGCAAGGGGCUUCAAGUGAUCAUGAAGAUCUGCUGUUUAAAGAAUAUGAAGUUUGUAGUGAAACCACCUUGAGAAACAUGAUUUCAACCAUCAUUGAUGAUUUUACUGAACGUGAGCACAAACUGAAAGAACAGCUGGACACAUGUAGAAACAUGUGUUCAUCCAUGGUUGAUGAUCAUAUUCGUCGUGAGAGUCAGAUGAAGAGUGAUAUUGAAAAGCUCCAAAGAGAACUGGAGCAACUCAAACUCAAGGAAGGAGAGUGGGAACAGAAACAGGACAGAGAAACACAAUGCAUGAUGUGGCUGGAAAAAGAACGGAGAAGAAAAGAAAAGGAACUGGAGUCAAAAGAGAGAGGAACGGCAAAGAAAGAGCAAGACCUCCAACCUAGUGGAGAUGGAGAAGAGUUUAAUCUACACAGCAACGUGGAACUAACUUCUCAUGAGUUAUCUAAAGAACAAUGCAGAUCUCUAGGUGAAGGAGAGAGAGAGUUGAAGUGCAAAGAUGAAGAUUCACCAGACAGUGUAUCGCUUGACUUUGAAGGUUCGAAACCUGUAAGACGAAACAGCAACCAAUUCACUCCUCCAAAUAUGACUGAAAGUGAUCAUGGACCUCUAAACAAACUCUGAAUGGAAAGAUUUCAAUUGGAGGAUGUUCGGGUUCCGUUGACAUUUCACUUCAUCAUAAUUCAACAGAUGGCUCAAAAUGAGGCAGAGGUCAAAAAACCCAAAUACAUGCAUGUGUGAAGCACACCACAGACUCCAAGCUGGUGGAUACAAUAAUAUGACCGUUUAAAACCUGCUUAAAAAGAUGAGGAUCACAUUUGAAAUACAUGUCUGAAGAGAUGAAGAUGAAGAUAAAGAAGAUGUCUUGCAAAGAGACUCAUCUAAAUCAUUCACAAUAUAUUUCUGUAUAUAUGUACAUUUGUGUUGGAGACAUUUAUAAACAUUUAGGAAUAUUAAAAUCUGUUACUAAUGUUUCCAUAA